Microthlaspi erraticum is the source of this 414-nucleotide messenger RNA. NCBI's taxonomy places the organism in Eukaryota, Viridiplantae, Streptophyta, Magnoliopsida, Brassicales, Brassicaceae. The record is from the annotation of a GenBank genome assembly.
AUGGUGAUGAACACAAAGAAGCUAAUCAAGAUGGCCAAGAAAUGGCAACAGAGAGCAGUCUUAAGCAGAAAAAGAAUCUCAUUUCAUAGUUCAAGUACUGCUGUAGAGAAGGGUUGUUUCGUGGUUUACACGGUGGAUAACAAACGGUUUGCUUUUCCAAUAAGUUACCUGCGAAACUCUGUUUUCCAAGAGCUCUUGAAGAGCUCUGAAGAAGAGUUUGGCCUCCCUUCUGGUGGACCAAUCACGUUGCCUUUCGAUUCGGUUUUCUUAGAGUAUCUCAUCAAAUUGGUCGAAAGAAGAAUGGAUGGAGACACAGAAAAGGCUUUGUUAAUGUCAAUCUCUAGUGCUAGAUGUUCUUCACAAUGCUCUUUUCAACAACAAAAACAUAGUACUCAGCAAUUGCUUGUAUUUUAG